GGCCACCGUCGGGAAAUGAUAUGGGAAAAUAAAAAAUAAAAGUGUCCGCAAACCCAGGGGCUUGACUUCGUUUUAACUGGCUAACUGUUGACGACUAAAAAUUCACUCUGGACCGAUUUAAUGGACAACUAAGGGGUACCAGUGGACGCCCAGAUACCACAGGAAUGGAUAUCACAAGCCGCUGCACUUUGGGUGACCCCAACAAGCUCCCGGAGGGAGUGCCCCAACCUGCCAGGAUGCCCUACAUCUCGGACAAGCAUCCUCGGCAGACCCUGGAGGUCAUCAACCUGCUUCGCAAGCACCGGGAGCUGUGCGAUGUGGUUUUAGUGGUGGGAGCCAAGAAGAUUUACGCUCACCGAGUGAUCCUGUCGGCCUGCAGUCCUUAUUUCAGAGCAAUGUUCACGGGUGAACUGGCUGAGAGCAGGCAGACGGAGGUCGUCAUUCGGGACAUCGAUGAACGUGCCAUGGAGUUACUCAUCGACUUUGCGUACACCUCGCAGGUGACCGUGGAGGAGGGUAACGUCCAGACGUUGCUGCCCGCUGCCUGCCUGUUGCAGCUGGCAGAGAUUCAGGAAGCUUGCUGUGAGUUCCUGAAGCGGCAACUGGACCCCUCUAACUGCCUGGGCAUCAGGGCCUUCGCCGACACUCACUCCUGCAGAGAGCUGCUGCGAAUAGCUGAUAAAUUCACCCAGCAUAACUUUCAAGAGGUGAUGGAGAGUGAAGAGUUCAUGCUCUUACCAGCCAACCAACUGAUAGACAUCAUCUCUAGCGAUGAGCUCAAUGUUCGGAGUGAGGAGCAGGUGUUUAACGCCGUCAUGGCAUGGGUCAAAUACAGUAUACAGGAGCGCAGGCUUCAGCUACCACAGGUUCUGCAGCAUGUGCGUCUCCCUCUUUUGAGCCCGAAGUUCCUGGUUGGGACCGUGGGUUCAGAUCCUCUAAUCAAGAGUGAUGAAGAGUGUAGGGACUUGGUGGAUGAAGCAAAGAACUAUCUUCUUCUUCCACAAGAGCGGCCACUAAUGCAGGGGCCUCGAACCCGGCCCAGAAAGCCCAUUCGUUGUGGAGAAGUAUUAUUUGCUGUGGGCGGUUGGUGUAGCGGCGAUGCCAUUUCCAGUGUUGAGCGUUAUGAUCCGCAGACCAACGAGUGGAGGAUGGUGGCAUCCAUGAGCAAACGACGCUGUGGAGUUGGUGUUAGUGUUCUGGAUGAUCUUCUGUAUGCUGUUGGCGGACAUGAUGGCUCAUCUUAUCUCAAUAGUGUGGAGAGGUAUGACCCUAAGACUAACCAAUGGAGCAGUGACGUGGCCCCUACCAGUACCUGCAGAACCAGUGUGGGUGUUGCUGUACUAGGCGGGUACCUGUAUGCGGUGGGAGGUCAGGAUGGUGUCUCCUGCCUCAACAUUGUAGAACGGUAUGAUCCUAAAGAGAAUAAGUGGACUCGUGUUGCUUCUAUGAGCACUAGACGGUUGGGUGUGGCUGUAGCUGUACUGGGAGGUUUCCUUUACGCAGUAGGAGGUUCAGAUGGCACCUCCCCUUUAAAUACAGUGGAGCGGUAUAACCCUCAAGAAAAUCGCUGGCAUACGGUAGCACCCAUGGGUACCCGACGGAAACACCUUGGCUGUGCCGUGUACCAGGACAUGAUUUACUCUGUGGGUGGCAGAGACGACACCACGGAACUGAGCAGCGCAGAGCGAUACAAUCCUAGAACCAAUCAGUGGUCCCCUGUUGUUGCAAUGACGUCCAGAAGAAGCGGGGUACGUGUUUGGGAUUGUCAGACCCCAACAGUGAUGAGAUUAAAACGCAACCCCAAUCUAAUUCUCUCUAUUGUUCAGGUUGGUUUAGCUGUUGUGAACGGCCAGCUGAUGGCGGUAGGAGGAUUUGAUGGUACCACAUACCUGAAAACUAUAGAAGUUUAUGACCCUGAUGCAAACACGUGGAGGCUGUAUGGUGGAAUGAACUACAGACGGUUAGGCGGUGGAGUCGGCGUAAUAAAAAUGACCCACUGUGAAUCACAUAUAUGGUAACAUCCUCAGCAUCCACCCACAGAUGCCUCACCAUAGCUCGUGCCUCACAGAGACAUUGUGCAUCACGCAAGAGUAAAGCCUGUUAGACUGAAUUCCGUCUCCGGUUACUGAGAUGGCAAAAGCCAAGGAAUACCAUCUCUUGAAGCUGCUCUGAGGAUACUCAUCUUUACAGCCAUAGACCAUUACUUCUUUCGAAUAAUAAUCUGAUAUCUCUUCAUACUUGAGCAUAGCCAAAGGCAUCUUAUUGGAGGGAAAAGAAAAACAACAGGCGGAAACGCAAAAGUUCAUUUACUUCUGUUACAAAGCCACAUGGAGGUCAAACUGAACAUUUAUAUUCCCUGAAGGAUGUAGGUCUUCAUUGGGCAACUUGACUUGAUUGAAGAAUAACUACAGACGGAUGAAACACAUUACCGGGGAGUGGUGUGAAAGCUGCUUGAAUGAGUGUUUGUACGAUUGAUGUUCUUGUUUUAUGAAUUGGAUGCACUGUGAUAGCUUUACCAUUUCUUUAAGUUGUUCGAGUUCGUUUUUUUUAGUUGUACACUGCGUGUUAUCUUUUCCUCUGCAUUCUUACCAGAUGCAAGCGGAUUGGUUGAUCUUACAUUUUUCUUUCUUGUACUGAAAAUGCAGUCGCUCCCAUAAAAUGAAGGCUUUGCGGUAAAUAAGUUAUUUCUAAAACAAGUUUGGCAUAUUAUCAAUUUGUUUACUUUUAUAUAACUGAAUGCAUCAAUGAAUCGGUCCAUGCACUUUAAUCCACAAGAUUUUCUCUAAAAUAUCUAGUUGGAUGUAUUGUUUUAAGCAUUUUGUUCUUUAUUGUUGAGGAUCCAAGGUGAAACUUUUUCUUAAUCUGAAAUUUAGGAAGAGGUUGCUGUAGUGGCCUUUUGGAAGUGGAAAAACUGCCCAUUUUGUCAAUUCUAUACUUUUUAAACGAGCACCCCUUAUUAAAUUGACAAGUUAUAUAUAUUCACCUGCGACUGUUACAAUGUGCUUUAAGCAUAGUGUCAAAAUCAGGUUUCAGGAUCUUACCUUAUUUAAUUUUAAAUGUUUUCACCAAUUGUCUAUACAUUUCAUAAUGAUGAACAUGAAAAUAAAAAACAAGAAAAAAAACCUGUUGUAUUCCUAAA
This is a messenger RNA of Triplophysa dalaica, 3139 nucleotides long. It is a transcript of the gene klhl20, whose product is annotated as kelch-like family member 20. The record is from RefSeq and is a predicted model, not a curated record. Gene Ontology annotation, molecular function: protein binding. The transcript is spliced from 11 exons. NCBI's taxonomy places the organism in Eukaryota, Metazoa, Chordata, Actinopteri, Cypriniformes, Nemacheilidae. The coding region runs from base 165 to 2018 and encodes 617 amino acids.